This is a messenger RNA of Vespa mandarinia (Asian giant hornet), 3501 nucleotides long. RefSeq names its product vacuolar protein sorting-associated protein 18 dor (gene dor). Lineage: Eukaryota; Metazoa; Arthropoda; Insecta; Hymenoptera; Vespidae. Gene Ontology annotation, cellular component: HOPS complex; endosome. Gene Ontology annotation, biological process: organelle fusion; lysosome organization; endosome organization. Gene Ontology annotation, molecular function: protein-macromolecule adaptor activity; protein binding. The record is from RefSeq and is a predicted model, not a curated record.
UAUCAAUCGAACGUAAUGCGUAUUAAUAUUACCAAUUUUUAACUUUCGUCGUUUAUAUAUUAUUCUUUGUCAUGCGAAUGGUACAAUUUUGUGCAUCAAAAUGGAUAGUGCAAUUUUAUAUAUUACAACAAUAAAUAAAGUCAAAGAUAGCUUAUAAUCGUGAAUUAGUAUAAAUUUACAUGGCUCAUAAUUGUUAUGGGAAAACAAUUAGUUCAUAAUAGUGUAAUUGUGUGAUCAAUGAAUGAGUGAUAAACCUAUACAUUAACACAAUAUAUAUAUUAAUUUUAUUAUUACCCUAUUUAGGAUUAUUAUUUAGCAAAAUGACUUCGAUGUUUGAUCAAUAUGAGCAAGCAUCUCAAAGAUCCAAACAAGUAGUUCCUCCACCGAUUCGAACAGAUAUUAGCACAGCUGGCUUUAUUCAAAUGAAAUUACAAGAUGAUGGUCCAAUAUUCACAAAACAAAAAAUCAACUUUUCACCUUCUGAUAAAAUUAUUCACCUUGUAGUCAGUAGUAAUUUAAUUAUAAUAGCUAUGGCUAAUAAUGUUCUUCUUCGUAUCGAUAUGAAACAACCCGACAAAGUAGAAGAAAUUGACAUUUCGAAAUAUGCAGUAGGCAUGAAGAUGUCAAAUCUAUUUUUGGAUCCAUUAGGUUAUCAUUUGUUAAUAACAUUGACUCCAAAGAAUGGAGAUAAUCCUCCAUCAGAAUUAUUAUAUUUACACAGGAAGACAACCAAAUUAAAACAAGCUGGUAAGUUCAAAGGCCAUGAAAUUACUGCUGUUGGAUGGAACUUUUCGAAUACUUCAGAAACAGUAACAGGACCUAUUCUUCUUGGUACUUCAAAAGGUUUAAUUUUUGAAACAGAAAUUAGCGAUGGUGAUAAAAUAUUUAACACAAGCUUGGAACAGUAUUGGCGACAGGUAUUUGAUAUAGGAAAGAAUAGUAAACCUCCAAUUACUGGUUUAGAAUUUCAUAAGAUACCUAACUCUGAUAAAUACAUGAUUAUUGUAACUACAAUUAUGCGUAUUUAUCAAUUCAUUGGAUCAGUACAAAAUCCUGAUGAAAAGCCAUUAUUGCAACAAGUAUUUAAUAAAUAUUUAAAUGUACAAGAAAGUUUUGUGGAAGUAGUAAGUGUUUUAACUUACUCCAAAUUACAAUUUUUCUAUCCAUCGCUUGGUGCAUUACCAAAAUCAUUCGGUUGGUUGACUGAGACUGGUAUAUUGCAUGCACAUAUAGACCCAAACUUAUCAGACCCAAAAAGUGCAUUGACAAAGCAACAGAUGAUAACAUGUCCAGAAGCAAGUCUUAUGGGAAAUAGCAAAUCUCAUACUUAUACCGCACCACUUUCUUUCGUAUUAACGGAAUUUCAUGCUUUGUUACUUUAUCCAGAUCGUGUGAAGGGCAUAUCGUUAUUAAAUCAAGAUCUUAUUUUUGAAGACAUAUAUAACGAUACAGUUGAAAAAUUACUCAAUAUUGUGAAAGAUCCGAUAAAUCGUAGUGUCUGGGCUUAUAGUGAAAGAGCAGUCUUUAAAUAUAAAGUAACUAAAGAAGAUAGAAAUGUUUGGCAGGUUUAUCUAGACAAAGGAGAAUUUGAACUAGCUAAACAAUAUUGCAAAGAUAAUCCUGCAUACAUUGAUCAAGUACUUGUGAAACAAGCUGAAAUGUUAUUUAAAAAUCAACAAUAUGAGGAAAGUGCUUUAAUAUAUGCGGACACUCAUUCAUCGUUUGAAGAAAUUUCAUUGAAAUUUCUUCAGGAGUGGCAGAUAGAAGCAUUGAAAAUAUUUUUGAAAAAGAAACUCGACGGUUUGAAAUCUCAGGAUAAGACUCAAAUAACAAUGAUUGUUGUAUGGGUAAUAGAAUUAUUUAUGAGUCAAAUGGGAGAAGUAAGAAGCAAUGAUAGCUCAUAUAUUCAUAAUCCACAGUAUAUAGCAUUGCAAAAACAAUUUGAUAGUUUUCUUGCUAUGCAAAAAGUUGAGGAGUGUAUAAAGAGAAAUCGUAAAACAAUUUAUGAAUUAAUGUCAAGUCAUGGGGAUAAAGAAAAUCUAAUGCGUUUAACGAUAAUGCAUAGUAAUUACGAGGAAGUAAUAAGACAACAUUUGUAUAAAAAUAAUUAUUUAGAAGCCCUUGAAGUAUUAAAAAGUCAAACCAAUAAAGAUUUAUUUUAUCAAUUUUCUGGUACUUUGUUACAAGAAUUGCCACGUCCUACUGUGACUGCUUUAAUUUCACAAGGAUCUUUAUUGAAGCCAUCAAAAUUGCUUCCAGCUUUAGUAUCUUGUAACUGUGAUGAAAAACACGCUAAAGAAAUUAUCAGAUAUUUAGAAUUUUGCGUAUACAAACAAAGUUGCCAGGAACAAGCAAUUCAUAAUUUUUUACUUUCACUGUACGCACGUUAUAAAGAGGAAGAAGUCAUGCGUUACAUUAGCUCACAAGGCCAAUAUAUAAGUAUGGUACAUUAUGAUGUACAUUAUGCCUUAAGAUUGUGUCAGGAGGCUGGUUUAACAGAGGCAUGUGUACAAUUAUCGGCUUUGCUUGGUUUGUGGACAACAGCAGUAGAUUUGGCAUUAACAAUUAAAGUUGAUCUUGCUAAACAAAUUGCAUCUAUGCCCUCUGAACGUGAUGAUACUUUACGUAAAAAAUUAUGGUUAAAAAUAGCUGAACACGUAGUGCGUGAAAAGAAUGAUAUACAACAAGUGAUGGAAUUUUUACAACAAUGCGAUUUAGUUAGGAUAGAAGAUAUUUUACCAUUCUUUUCGGACUUCGUUACAAUAGAUCAUUUUAAAGAUGCCAUUUGUAAAUCCUUACAGGAUUAUAAUCGACAUAUUCAAGAUCUCAAAGAAGAAAUGGAAGAGGCAACAAAAUCAGCUGAAGUUAUUAGAAAGGAUAUACAAGCUUUUAGAACGAGGUGCACUUUUGUAGAUGCAAGAGAUACAUGUAAUUCUUGUGAUAUUCAACUUUUAUUAAGGCCUUUUUAUGUAUUUCCUUGUGGACAUAGAUUUCACAGUGACUGUCUUGUUGCCGCAUUAACACCCAUGUUAUCAAUGGAUCAACGAACAAAACUUGCCGAUCUUCAACGUCAACUUACAGCCAUUUCAAAUAAAUCUGAAGAUACAACAUCAAUUGGAAUGGUAUCUCUAUCAAUUAAAGAUCAAAUUAAAGCUGAUAUAGACGAAUUGGUAGCUUCAGAAUGUUUAUACUGUGGAGAACUUAUGAUAGAAUCAAUUGAUAAGCCAUUUAUAGAAGAAGAAGAUUACGAAAGAGUAAUGAGAGAAUGGGCAUAAAUGCAAUGAAGAUUCGCUGAUUACUCAUGUACUCAGUGCCUUCUAAAGGAUCAAGAGCUCUUAUCAAGACAGCACUGCCAUCACCUAAAAUCUUACCAAGAUAUUCUUUUUGAUGGAAUAUCAAAAAUUAUUAUCAAUAAUUAUAUGGUAUAUGUAUUAGCUUCGUUGUCUCUAUUAUAUUCGCUAACAUUAGGAUUUCCUAAUAUAUAAUAACGAGAUAAUUUAA